GCGCUCCACUUUCUUUCUCCUCCCCUAUUAGUAUUACAUCUCCACAGUCGGUCUCUGAACUCGGUGGCGGCUCGUCUCACAACCCCAGCUCGCCAUCCCUCCCUCCGCUCGCCAUGGGAGACCACCUCCAGCAGCCUGACGAAGAACGCAGUGAGUUCAGUGACAGCGGCAAGAGGAAGUUGGAGGACACAAUCGAACUCGCCAAACAGAAAGCUCAAGAAAUCGCCGCUCGGCUUAUUAGCGACGCCGCCGACCCCAAGCGGCAGCGCCUCGGUUCGGAAAAUCCCUCGGAGCCUUCUCCAUGGACUAAUUCCGCCCCGCCAGCUCCUUCUUAUCCUGUUUCGUAUGCUGCUCAAACAAGUCAAUACGGUGUUCAGAGCAGUAAGAAGAUCACUAUACCCAAUGGCAAGGUUGGGGUUGUUAUAGGGAAAGGAGGAGAAACAAUCAAAUCAAUUCAACUUCAAUCAGGAGCGAAGAUACAAAUUACAAAGGACCAGGAAGCUGAUCCCCAUGCUCUAACCCGGGAUGUGGAUUUGACGGGUAAUCCAGAUCAAAUUAGUAGAGCAGAGCAACUUAUAAAUGAUACCAUCUCGGAGGCAGAUGCAGGGGCCUAUUCCAACUCUUCACAGGGGUCAAAUAUAAAGCAAUAUGGAGCUGAACAGUUCUCUAUAAAAGUUCCAAAUGACAAAGUGGGAUUGCUCAUUGGGAAGGGAGGUGAAACUAUAAAGUAUAUGCAAAACACAUCUGGAGCUAAGAUGCAGAUUAUUCCCCUGCACCUUCCAGCUGGUGAUCCAACAACUGAGAGAACUGUAUACAUAAAUGGUACUGCAGAACAAAUUGAGGCAGCCAAAGAAUUGGUAAACGAGAUAGUUAACGGGAAACGGAUCCAAACUUCAGCUGGAACUAACACAUACCAACAACAAGCUUAUCAGCAGCCUCCUUACUGGGCUUCAGGAGGACAACCUCCGAUGCAAGAACAGCAGGCCCAAUAUGGUUAUCAGCAGCCCGGAACUCAUCCUACUCCCCCUGCAUACUAUGGUAACUAUGCUACUCAACCACCAGCUUGGGACCAGUCAAGCCAAUCUACUCAACCGCCUCAUCAAUCAACUGGCUAUGGUUACUAUGGACAACAUCAACCACAAAUGGGAGCAGCACAAGUUAAUCCCAACUAUGGCUAUGGGCAGGCACCCGGGGCUACUGCCAACAACUACAGUCAGGGUUACGGUCAACAGCCUUCAAGUUAUGGGCAGGGUCAGGCAGCGCCAACAAAUGACCAGCAAAAGCCAUAUCCAACUUCGGGUUAUGGACAAAGUACAGAUGGGACAGCAGCAUCAUCUCAGCCGAGUCAAGAAGUUCCUGCAUAUCCCCAGGCUGCCUAUAAUCAUCCUUACUGGAAUUCUUCUGGGUACCCAGGGCAACCAGCAGCUGCUCAAACAGGUUAUGAUCAGACCGGUUACUCACAAGCGGCUUACGGGACAACCACUCAGCAAGGUUAUGGACAAGGUGGGUAUGCUGCUCAGCUUCCUGCUGCAGGAGAUUAUGGUCAAGGUGCAUAUUCCAGUGGUGGUUAUGGCCAACAGCAAGUGGAGACGAAUCCCCAGACAGGGACAGCGGCCAAUGGAGCUACGGAAUCCGGAGGUUAUGAGGUUACCACCAACAAUGAGAAUGGUGGGCAGUCGGGAGAUGGCUCGAGCAAUGGUGUGAAAAAAGAAGGGGCGCCGCCUUCUGAAUCUUGAAAACAGCAUUGAGGAUUUGACAUUUGUAUGUUUAGUUGUCUAUGGUCUCUUCUUGUCUGCUUCCUGGUUAUCCCUUAUGCACUUGUAUACUAAAUUUGCAGGGUCGAAAAGAAACGAUGUCUAGGCUUUUAUGAUUUGCGAAAUUUUGUCUAAGAUGAUUAUUUGAUGUCUGAAACGGGUUAAGCUGUGUAACAAACAAUUAGAAUGACUUCUAUCGAAGCAGAUCUCUCUACACUGCCUUCUCUGUUUCAGCCUUGUGGCGAAUUUCGACUAUUGGAUCUGUCUGAUAUAGGUAAACUAUGUAAGAUCAAUUUACAUUGGAUGUUUGAUAUA
Messenger RNA from Linum tenue, 2069 nucleotides. Lineage: Eukaryota; Viridiplantae; Streptophyta; Magnoliopsida; Malpighiales; Linaceae. The record is from the annotation of a GenBank genome assembly.